Hemibagrus wyckioides is the source of this 10394-nucleotide messenger RNA. RefSeq lists its product as uncharacterized. The coding region runs from base 350 to 3034 and encodes 894 amino acids. NCBI's taxonomy places the organism in Eukaryota, Metazoa, Chordata, Actinopteri, Siluriformes, Bagridae. Gene Ontology annotation, biological process: negative regulation of JUN kinase activity; protein dephosphorylation. The record is from RefSeq and is a predicted model, not a curated record. The transcript is spliced from 4 exons. Gene Ontology annotation, molecular function: MAP kinase tyrosine/serine/threonine phosphatase activity; protein tyrosine/threonine phosphatase activity. Gene Ontology annotation, cellular component: cytoplasm; cytosol.
CGCGCGCGCACGCACGCACGUUGCACAAGAUGCGCGACUCCAGUGAGAUUGUGCUGUGAGCUCACACAAUCGACCGCGCGCGGUGACUGCAUGCUUUAAUGCUGUGCACAAGCAGCCUAAUCCUAUCCGGUCCUAUACAUGUGCGAACUGUAUGUGAGAGAUCUACAUAAAACAUAGCUACUGCGCGUUUUUGUUUGUGUGUGUGUGUGUUUAUAAAUCAUCAAAAAGCACGCAGCUUUAGAUUGCAUGCAUCGGAGCGGAAUUCUCACAAGAGAAGCACGAGAGCGUCAGUGAGAGAUUAUGACAAUACAGCGGACGUAGGUGACCAGUAACCUCUGCCUAGCCCCAGAUGCCUCCCCUCCCUCUCGACGAGCGCAUAGUGGUAAUUCAGCGGCCUAAAAGCCUGGGCUUGUGCGUGACCUCUCCACCAGCCACAUCUCAGUCUUCCUCGCGCCUUAACACCCGCCACGAGCCCCCGCCCCGCUUGCAACACUCCCAACUUCCACCAUCCCAUCCCCAUCCACUUGCUAACUCUUUGUCCCUGGAAUGCAGGCACAGGCAUUUACCCCAUGGGCAAAGAGCCAAGGGCGAGAGAGGUGGCAGUACAGAGGACAGCAGCCGGAUCCCUAGUCACUGUCACAGCAAUGGGACUGUGACUCUCGGUCCCAGACCUUACACGCACACUCAUACCAUCGACAUUAAAGUAUCGGUGGACAAAGGAGGGACGCAUUCCGACAAAAGGUGCAGCAGCAGCUUGACUCGAGGUGAAAGCAGCAGAGAGAGCAGAGCCCAGAGGGUGGCUUCACACUUAGCUACAGGGCAAAGUGACAGAAAAUUCAGAGGAAAGUCUACAGACACCACUGAGAGGCACCAGAUCAAAGCGCAGUAUAAUAACCUCUAUCAGAACAACCUCACGGUGUCACCUGGUGGGGUGUUAGAAUUUGUUCCAGCCCAAAGACAACAAUCUAAAUCUAGGUGGGCAAAAGAGGAAGAGCUGUUAUCAAAUCCACGUUUUACAACUGCCAACUACAGGGACGUGCCUUCUGUUGGUAACAAAGAAAACUCCAAACUGGGAACUGUCCAUCAGCCUCCCAAGCCCCACGGUCUAUCCCAUCACCAUAGCUCUACCCCAUCAGCCCAUGCCUCCAUCCUAAACACCCACUAUCAGGUGACCCCAAACUCUGUCCCCUUCUGGGCCCCAUCUUCUUUCCCACACGUCAGUCAAGCCCGGUCCUCACGCAUAAGAGAUACGCACCCUCAGAUCCUCCACAGCUUGCCACUAUCUCCAACUUCUUCUUGUGAAGGCUUCCCUAGCCCAGAUCACACUUGCACUAUUGACUUUUCUCGUCCAUUCAACUGUGACUGUUGGAGGCUGGUGUGCUGUAGAGGAGGGAGGACCCACUCAACUGGCUGCAAAGGGGGUACUGGAAGCCCAUCAUCUUCAUUUUCCCGAGGCCAAAGAGCAAGUUCAAACAACGUAGGUGACGGUGCCAUGGGAUUGAAGAAAUUAGGAGGGUGUCUUUCCACAGCUUCAACCACAAACACCUCUUCAUCCAACAGCACUGUCUCAGAGUGCCAGACAGGGCUUCUCAGGCCGCUGGGCUGUGCAUCCUGUUCAGGGGAAGGUGGCGGGUUUGAGAGUCCUGCCGCCUUUCGCAAAAAAUUGGUUGGCGGUUGUCUACCCUGUGCCCCGUUCUCCCCGUCUGCUCCUUUGCGUGCGCUACAAAGUUGUGUCAGUGGCUGCAACCCCAAAUCAAGCCAGGCUGGUAGCUCUACUUGUAGCUACUGCAGUAGUGAUCCUAUAGUAGUGACUUUUAACCCUCACAGAGGGAAGCCUCCUGGCUUCUCCCACAAUGCUGGGGUUCAUACCAUGGGAGGGCACCAACACGAUGAUGACGAUUACAGCGUUCGCACAAUUUGGCCUGAUGAGCUUGCAAAAAAGAUGACUCACUCUAAAACCCAACCUAACCAUCGUUCCGUGGGGAUGAGGAUGGGAACGGGAAACUCCUACAUGGGCCAUGACCAGAGUACCAAUAAUGGAACCAGUCCAGUCAUUCUAGACUGCCGCAAUCUUCUAGAGUAUACCCGUUCUCAACUGACCGACCAUGCAGGACGACGGCGACUCCAGCAGGGCAAGAUGGCAGUUUUGGACUUCAUGGGGUCAGGAAACAAGAGGGACCCAGGUCAAGACUCUCUGAAAAGGCUCUUCAACAAGGAAGGUGAUGUUGGAAUGGGAAAUGAUGAUGGGCUAGAUGAUAUGUUUUCAAGCUCCCCUUCCCAUCGCUCUCUCACUCCUGAGUCUUCACCCUCCUUCUCCCCUCCACCAUCAGCCCCUGGCACCCUGAUCAAGCCCAAAUCAAGAGGAAGAGAUUGGGAGGGUGGGCACUCCUUACCAUCUGCUCAGUCACUCCAUUUGGUCCUUAACUCAUUCAAUAGAGAGCAAGAAGAGGAGAAAAGGAGAGUGCACCUCUCCCUUCCGCUCUCAUCCUCCCUCCCUGCGUCUCUGUCGGAUGAGAGUGUAAUGACUCCAGAUGUGGAGAACGCCGUGAUAAGCCCCAUUCUACCUUUCCUUUUCUUGGGGAACGAAAGAGAUGCUCAGGACCUGGACCUGCUGCUACGACUGAACAUCAGUUAUGUGGUCAAUGUCACCACCCAUCUGCCCCUCUAUCACCUGGACACAGGCCUGGUACGCUACAAGCGCCUACCUGCUACUGACAACAGCAAGCAGAAUCUCAGACAAUAUUUUGAGGAGGUCUUUGAGUUUAUAGAGGAGGCUCACCAGAAUGGCCGAGGCGUGUUGAUUCACUGCCAAGCAGGCGUGUCCCGUUCGGCGACCAUCGUCAUCGCUUACUUGAUGAAGCACACCCUCAUGACCAUGACCGACGCUUAUAAAUACGUGCGGAGCCGCAGACCGGUGGUGUCUCCCAACCUCAAUUUCAUGGGCCAGCUGCUGGAAUUUGAGCGAGAUCUCAACUCUGGUGUUACACCUCGAAUCCUAACCCCUAAGCUGAGUGGCCUGGAAACACAAGUCUAAAAGUCUUUUUUUUUUUUUAAAGGGAAGGAGGUCAACAAAGAUCAUGCUUACUGUGGACUUUUAAGAAAAAAGGUUGAAUAAAAAGAAUCUGGAGGAAAUCUGCAGUAGGAUAUACUAAGGAAAUAUUUGAGGAAAUGAUGUACUUCCACUCUUUCGAGUAUUUAUAUUGCAUAAUUAUAGCACUUAAACAGAAGUAGGCAAAUUGAGUGUUUGUAUAAUCAACCUCACAGUGAUACUGUGCUCAUAAUAACGUGCCAAGUUUUUAUAAUGUUAAAUACUCCAUAGUAACACAUUAUAACUAUUAUUGUAUUCUACGUGUUAUCAACCUGCCCUCAUUGACGUAACCGGUGUAUAAAACAAAUGAAGGCAGGGAGAAAAUGCAAUGCAAGGGCAAAAAACAAAAAAAUGUACUGUCAAGCACAGAAAAAGACACAACGUGAUGAAUUUCAUUUCUCAGACCCAAAAACUGUAGCAAAUUUCUCACGCCUUCUCCACUGUGCACAGAACUUUUCUAGACGUUAUUAUCCAGUAGAGAGUUCCAUGCACUUAUUUUCGUAUCCCGGUUAACGCCAAGUUAGCUGCUGACAAAUAUUACCGCACAUGAAGGUUUUUUUUUUUAAUUUUUUGUCAUUCGAGUCAUCUGCCACUUGUGUUACUAAAAGAAAACCUCUGUGUGGGACAUGUGCAAUAGAAAUGUAAAUGUAACAGUGGAGGGGAAUUGAAUUAUUUCAGCUUGGACACGUCCAUAAAUGGAUAUUUUCGACGGAAAUUGAGAUAUUAGCUGCGGCAUAUUUUUUUGGGGUUUUUUUUUUUUCCACGCACACAAAGAGAGAGAACAAACAGAGAGAUCGAGAGAGAGAGUCACAAUACUGUGCUUUUAAUACAAGGUGGACUGAAAAACACUAAUGGAUCCUGUUAGAUCAUUUCUUUUCUUUUCUAAUUCCAUUGAUGAACUAUUAUCUAUUUUUUAAAUCUCUGCAAGCAUGAGGGUGCAAGUAUAGACUUUAUUUUUCUAAGCACUUUGUAUAGAUUAGUUUUUAAUGUGCUAUGGUACUAAAUCGAACGGCGUGAUGUGAGCGAAGCGGGACGGGAACGGUCAGGCGAGACGAGGGAAACGGUCCGUCGUUGUAGUCUAAAGUAAACAGACAACAGUUUCCUUCAUUUUACCAGGCUGCUUGUCACUCGGAAUCUACAUUCCCAUGGCUUGCUUGGAUGCUUGAGUUUUAUUUUAUUUUCCCUGUAGGCUCUUUCACUGUAAACUGUAAAGCGGUAGUUUUCCACUUCUAGAUGACUGGUAAUUAAUGGAAAUGGUAUUAGCUUAUCUACCAGGAAGAGCAAUGUGAAUUAAUGAUAGUUAGUAUAGUCUUCUCAGCUGUUUUGAAAGGUCUUUAAAAGGCAACAACUUGAUAUUAUUUGUGCUUAAUCCAGCCCUCUAGCGACCGAUCCUUUACUGCUAUUUAAAUCGACUUAUUUGCUUAUUUAUAUUCUGAUGCCAUUCAUUUUCAUAGCAUGAAUAAGUCAGGAGGCAAACCAUCAAUCAGCCUUUGAUGAUUAGCUAUGGAUAACGUCCACCAGUUUAAUUCUUCCUUCUUUACUUUUUUUUGUUUGUUUCUUUUUACCCUCUCUGAUCCACUGUUUACAUUCUCUCCUUAGUUUCUAGAUUUUGAACAGUGCUCUUAUGAUACUAUGCACCAUUCUAACUUUUCAAAUAUGGGAGAGUAAUCUGUGAAAAAGACCAGGCUUUGUUCAGUUCACUGUGAUAAGCUUUCUUCUUCCUGAAUAUUGUCUAGUUUUCAGCCUUAGUCCUUGAAGUCCUCCCAUCAUCUGUCUUGGCGUGGUGGGGUGGGGUGGGGUGUAGUUUGUCUGCUGUCUUUGAGCUUUUAUCUGCCUGGCUGAAGCAAAGCGCUUUCACCCUCCACUGGCGCGUCACGGUUCAGCCACUCUCCCCAGCAAUUUCCAUUUUGCAUUCCAGUGCAAAUCAGCUGGGCCGGGAUGCGGAACCACUAAAUAUCCAAGCAAAAAAAACAAAAACAAUGUGAAGUGUACACUGUGUGUGUGUGUGUUUAUAUAUGUACGCCUCAAAAUGUUUGAUUCUCACAAGCUAAGCGAAAUGACAACGCUUUUGUUUAACAGCUUAACGCUUCUUCAUUUGGUACUCCAGUACUGAAUGCGUUUAGAGAAAGUGCUCUGUGAGAUCAGACCAAUCUCAGUUUAGACACGGAUGCUGCUGACAAACUCACAACAAAAAGUAUUUAAACUUGAAUAUUUGUACUUUGGAUAACAGUUCUGAGACACCUGUAUUGAUUUGAUUUCUGGGCAUAUUCCUUUUAAGCGCUUGUUGCUUUAUUGUACAGUAACUAAUUUUACAUUUGAUCUAUUUUUACAUCCACAUACAUACUGCAAGUGGUUCCUCCUUCCUUGGGAUAAAUACACACAUGCCAGGAUGCCAUAUAGUGACCUUAGUAUUAAUGCGUAAUAUUCUCCCGUUCGUGGUAAUGCUACGGUCAAGAGAGGAAACAUUGACAUUGUGAUAACUUGAAACUGUUCAGAUUUACUCAUAUGCUGUCCUCAGUGUCUGUUAGAGACAUGGGGAGAAAUUACAUGGAAAAUGCUUCCUUAUGUUUUUAAUUGAAACCCUGUGCAUUCAUUGACACCUCAUAGCUCCAGGGUCCUGAGCUAGUAAGCAUAGGGUUACUGUCUCUACCACAUGGGUUUCCUUUCGAUUCCUGGGUUUCCUUCCACCUCGCCAAAACUGGAAGGUAUAACGAUUCCCCUAGGUGUGAAUAUGUAGUGAUGGACUGGUGUCGCAUCCAGGGUGUAUUCCUACUGUUCCUGGGAUAAAUGCCUCCAUUACUGAUCAUGUGGACGAAUAAACUAUGGGGGGGGUGGGGGGGGGCAAAAAGCAGUGUUCAUAAAGGAACCAUUUGAAGUGUACUUUUUUAUUUAUUGUGUGUUAAAGAUGUGGGGAACAAGGAACAGCCAAAUGUAAAUCUUAUGUGUAUGAUUUCCUUGUAAGUCGAGUUUAUUUCUGUGAGUUUAUAUCGAUUUGUGUUAUGCUCUUUUCUCUCUCCUUUUUAUUCCCCACAAUAUUGUGCUAAGCAUUUUUUAAAAAAAAUUGAACUGGCAAUUUUUGAAGGGGGAAAAAAGGCACCCUGGAGGAUGGAUUGUGUUAAUGGCUGUCCCAUUUUAUUGGUGUCUUACCUUCCCUGCCUCGCUGGAUGGAGUAAUGUUAGUCCACCUAACCUGACAAGAGUGUUGUACUUCAUUGCUGUUCAUCUUUAUACUUUAUGUGUAAACUUUCUGCUAAAUAAUGGUUCUCACGAGACGACGUUCUAUUUUCCUAUGUCGGCGAUGUUUUGGUUUCGAUUUCGGUGCAAUUUUUUUCCCGGUGACUCUUUUGAUAGAGAGGUAUACAAGUGCUCGUGGAUGAGUGGAAUAAUCUUGAAUGCAUGGUGUGCUUUUUCUACAUUGCCUCUCCAUCUCUUCCAGUGACUAUGCUACACUAUAUAGUGUGCGGAUGGAUGGUGUGGUGUAGUAUUCAUUUGAUUUUAUCAUCGUGAAUUUAUAGGAAGGACUUUCUUUCUUUCUUUCUUUCUUUCUUUUUUUUUUACUCAAACCUACUGUGACUAAGAGACUGAUCAUGUUCUAAAGAAACAAUGACAAGCAGUCAUGGAAAACUGAUUAUCACUCGUAAGGACUUUGUGGAUGAUUUACCUCUUUAAGAAAGAGCUGAGAACAGUGUACAUUACCACAAAACUGUCCACCUUUAUGAUGUAUUCAGAAUCUCUGGAAAACUAAAAUGGUUUGCUGAAAUACAUUUUUUACAGUAAAUCAUCGAUAGGUUGUGUCUGGAUUUCUUUGCCGGAGUGGUUGACUAUAAGUAAAAUGAGGAGCCAUGGACAUCACAUAAAAAUUGUUUUCAUUUGAAUAAAAUAAAUAUUACAAAUUGGUUGAUCAUGUAAAGGUAAAAAGACAACAUAAAAGUACCUAUUUUUAAUCUUUUACCUUCAUCAGAAAGACUAGCCUCUAUACAUUUCUACAUGUAAUCCUUUAGAUUAUCUGAAAUCUAACUCUAUAAGCUGGGGUGGAUAUAGGAGCAGGGAGUGAAAGGGCAGAUAACAUGUCUUCUUGACAGUGUCAAACUGACAGUGGAAGUACAUUUUACUUCCAGACACUUAUUUAUAAUUAUAACUUAUUUAUAAUUUAUUUAGACAGCUAAGGGCCCAUGGGUGGCAACUUGAUACUCCAGGAUUUAAACUCAUAACCUUCUGAGUAGUAGCCCAACAUCUUAAUCACUGAGCUACCACUUUCAGGAAGACAAAGUAAGUCCAAAAGGAUUUCAAAGUAGUCAAUAAAAUGUUUUUAAUCUGACGAUCUCCUGGUUGUCCAUUGCUGUGGCUCGGGUUCGAUUCCCAGGCAAGGAGCUAACCCAGCCACUCUCAGUGCCAGUGCCAAGCCUGGAUGAAAUAGGAGGGUUGUGUGAGAAAGGGCAUCUGGCAUAAAACCUGUGCCAAAUUAAAUAACAUGCAAACCAAAUGAUCUACUGUGGUGACCCCAAACAGGGAGCAGCCAAAACAACAACAACAACAACAUAAGGUCUAAAACACACUACAUUGCCAAAAGUUUUGGGACACCCCUCCAAAUCAUUGAAUUCAGGUGUUGUUUUGGGCUCGGCCCCUUAUUUCCAGUGAAAGGAACUCUUAAUGCUUCAGCAUACCAAGACAUUUUGGACAAUUCCAUGCUCCCAACUUUGUGGGAACAGUUUGGGGAUGACCCCUUCCUGUUCCAACAUGACUGUACACCAGAGUGAGUUUGGUGUGGAGGAACUUUAAAGAGUCCUGACUUCAACCUGACAGAACACCUACGGGAUGAAUUAGAGCGGAGACUGUGAGCCAGACCUUCUUGUUCAACAUCAGUGCCUGACCUCACAAAUGCACUUCUAGAGGAACGGUCAAAAAUUCCCAUAAACACACUCCUAAACCUUGUGGAAAGCCUUCUCAGAAGAGUUGAAGCUGUUAUAGCUGCAAAGGGCGGGACAACUCCAUAUUACAUUCAUGUGCAUGUAAAGACAGAUGUCCCAGUUUUGGUCUGACUCACAGUCUCCACUUUAAUUCAUCCCAAAGGUGUUCUAUGGGGUUGAGGUCAGGACUACGUGCAGGCCAGUCAAGUUCCUCCACACCAUCUAUGUCUUUAUGGACCUUGCUUUGUGCACUGGUGUGUAGUCAUGUUGGAACAGGAAGGUUCAAAACUGUUCCCCAAACACCUGAAUUCAAUGAUUUGGAGGGGCGUCCCAAAAUUUUUGGCAAUAUAGUGUGUAUGGACCCCUUGACUGUCACACCCCUAGGUGCCCACCUUACAAAACAAUGUAUGGAGAAGAACCACAUACUUUUGCCCAUAUAAUGUAGAUCACAGCACAACAGUUGAGAGUUCUUUCUGUAGUGAUGAAGCUGAAUGAAUUGAAUUACACUGACUCAGUGAUUGAACUGAAUUACAGGUGAGCACCAGGCAAAUAUAAUGCAAAUAAAAUGUACUAGAGUCCACUCUGUUGCUGUUUUGUGUGCAUUGGCAGGAUGAAACAAGAAGAGCCAUGAGUUGUAACUAGUACUUUAAAGGUAAGGAUUAAAAAGGAAUUUUCUUAGAAUUGAAAUUAAGUAAGAUGACUGGUGUCGAGUAUGGGAUUCGUUUGAGCAUCUUAACAUCUUCUUUGCAUGUUCUGGUCACCUCUCGAAAAGGUGGUAGGCUAUGCUAAAUAGCUGCUAGGUGUAGAUAUGUGUGUACAUGGUGCUUUGUAAUGGUCUGGUGUGGUUAUUGUAUGUGUUCCUGCCUCACACACAGCAUCACGUAUGUUUCUGGGUUACACAGUUUGUGCAGUCUGUUUUUUCCAUCGAUAGUUCAUGGCAAACUGUGAAUACCCUAAAUAAAUGUCAAAUAUUUCAAUCAACUUUUAAAUUUUAUGGCUACUACUAUAGUUUUUCAUAGUAUCUCAUUCAUGAAAUGGCUGACGUGUCAGACAUGAAUAGUCGGGUCAAUAAGGAUUGUCAGAUCAGCAGUUUUUCCUGGCCAAAUGAAAUCACUGUGGUUACAUAAGUGUUCGUUUUAAUAUGUGAUUGCUGUGUGCUGUGGUUUAGUGCCCUGAGGGGGUUGAAAUCAAUAGGCUGUAGAGGUCUACUUUAGCAUGGCUUUGCCAUUAGAGGGUAUCUACUGUUACAGAACAAAGUACGAGAUCAGCUGUCUUACGGGAUCCAGACACCCACUUUGGCGGUGCUGAUGACAUGCGAUCGACUCUGUGAAACUGGCUCAGUGCCAGAGGACAUGGGGGGUGGGGCUUGUUCCGAACGGCUAGUCACAGGCCACUUCAGUGUUCGAAUGACAGAGCAGUGCUAGAAUGAUAGAGUGCCUGAAAGGGAUGUCAAAAACUGGGACAAGAGCUUUUAGGAUAUGUCUGUUGGACAAUGUGUGGAAAGAGAGAGCGAGAGAGAGAGAGAGAGAGAGAAAGAGAGAGAGAGAGAGAGAGAGAGAGAGAGAGAUGUUAUGUUAACAGCAUACAUAUAACAAUACCUUGCAUAUUGUUCUAAACCUCUCUGUGUGUAGGAUUUAUUCAAUCUCUUUAUACACCGACCAGCCAAAAAAUGAUGGCCACCUGCGUAAUAUUGUGUUAGUCUCCCUUUUGCCUCCAAAACAGCCCUGACCCGUCCUGCACUGUGUAUUCUGACACCUUUCUAUCAGAACCAGCAUUAACUUCUUCAGCAGUUUGAGCAACAGUAGCUCGUCUGUUGGAUCGGAUCACACGGGCCAGCCUUCUCUCCCCACGUGCAUCAAUGUGCCUUGACCACUAAUGACCCUGUCACCGGUUCACCACUGUUCCUUCCUUGGACCACUUUUGAUAGAUACUGACCACUGCAGACCGGGAACACCCCACAAGAGCUGCAGUUUUGGAGAUGCUCUGAUCCAGUGGUCUAGCCAUCACAAUUUAGCCCUUCGUCAAACUCGCUCAAAUCCUUACGCUUGUCCAUUUUUCCUGCUUCUAACAUCAACUUUGAGGACAAAAUGUUCACUUGCUGCCUAAUAUAUCCCACCCACUAACAGGUGCCAUGAUGAGGAGAUUAUAUAUAUGUUAUUAUAUUUUACAUUUUUCCCCUUGAUGGCUUUAAUGUGUUGGUAGGAGACUUGCUUGGGCCUUUAAACAAAUAAAUUUGCUAAAUCGUGUUAACUGAAAGAAUCUACUAAUAUUGGAAGAGCAGAAUUCAAUGAAUUUAUGAAACAAAUACAUGAAAUAAAAUAAAUAAAACACAGUGAAUAAAAUUAAAUGAAAAAAAUCAAUUUCAUUACUUAAGAUCAAUCGGAUCACUUUUAGAGAUGC